GUGAUGGUGAUAGAGACAUGUGUGAGAGGUGGGGUAAUGGAGGGGUGUGUGAGAAGUAGUGAUGGUGUUUGGAAGAUGACUUCGGGAGGUGAUGGUGGCAGAGACAUGUAGGGAAGGUGUAUAGUUUAGUUCAAUUAUUAUACACCCCAUACCCAUCUUGUGGGCGGUAGUGGAAAGUGUUACACACAUAAUGGACUCGGGGACUCAACCCCCACAAUUCAUUUAGCUACGCAAGUUACAAUCUUGAUGAGUUAGUUACAAAAUUCAGUAUAAGUCGUCACAUCAUCAUCAGGGGAGGUGGAGGCGUGUGGCAGCGGUGAAGGGCCUCGGGGUGGGUUCAACACGCCACCAUUCAGUACCCGGCCAUCACUGCCGGAGUGAGUGUAUCGAAGGCAGCUCCUGAUUUUAUAAUUAACUGGACGUAAACCCCUUCAAGCAGGAAGAUAAUGCUGUCAGUAAGGCCUUCCACACUGAGCGUUACAGGGCGAAUGGUACACGCGAAGACCAUGCCGGUUACCAACAGAGAAUCACCCGCUACCCGACUGCUAGAAGUCCCAGGACCCAAGUGCUACCCUGUUCUUGGGUCUCUUAUGGACAUGCUCACAGAUAAAGACUUUGACAAGGAAAAUUCAUUUCGUUAUAUCAUGAAACUCUUCAAAAUACAUGGACCAAUCGUAAAGGUAAAAUAUCCUGGCCAGCCAACAGCGGUGUUAAUUAAAAAACCUGAAGAUGCUGAGGAAAUUCUACAACUGACAAAGAGUAAUCCUGUGAGAAUUUCAAUGGAGUCCCUGAAGGCUGCUAGAUAUGUUAAUCCAUAUUUUGAAAACAAAUCUGGUAUAGUAACAGAAAAUGGUGAGGAAUGGUGGCGAGUACGAAGCAGAGUCCAAGCACCUGUUAUGAAGCCAAAGAAUGUGCUUAAUUACCUUAAAGAUAUGGAUCAGGUGACACUGGACUUUUUAGACAGGAUAUCUAAACUGAGAAACAGUGAAGGGCAAGUUACUGUAGAUUUUCAAGAAGAAUUAAGCAAAUGGUCUUUAGAGAGUAUAUGUCUUGUUGCUUUGAAUCAGCGAGUUGGAUGCUUUAACCCCAAUCUCUCUCCUGGUUCACAGCCGGAAGUGAUCAUUAAGGCUGCUCUGGAUUUCAUGAAUGCUAUCAAGGAAAGUGAAACUGGUUCUAAAUUAUGGAAGAUUUAUCCUACAAAAAUAUUUAAGCAACUUCAAGAUUCCAUGCAGAUAUUAACAGAAACUUGUGAUGAUGUUGCUCAAAAGAUGGAAAGGGAAAUACAAGAAAAAAGUUCUGACAGUCAAGACUGUCACCUAAACAUGGUCGAGCAGCUUAUACGUGAGCCUGGUCUUUCCCACAAAGAUGUUGUCACAUUUAUGAUGGAUCUCAUUCCUGGUGGCACACAGACAACAGCUGAUAAUGCUGCUGUGCUUCUCUAUCUUAUGGCCAAACACCCAGAAUCUCAAGCCAGAUUACAAGAAGAGCUAGACCAUGUACUAGGAGAUGGCUCGGGAAAUAUCACUCCAAACCAGCUUGCACAGCUCACUUACACUAAAGCUGUUUUGAAGGAGAGCAAUAGACUAAUGCCACCGAUGUUUGGGCCUGUACGAAUCCUUCAAGAAGACACACAUUUCAGAGGUCAUAUUCUACAGAAAGGAUGGCUAGUGAUUUUAAUGAAUGCCCUCUCUGGCUGGGAUGAGGAAUAUUUUCCACGACACGAUGAAUUUCUACCUGAACGAUGGCUGCGGCAUCGACCCUUUGGAAAUAUACAUCCUUGCGCAUCUCUUCCCUUCUCACAUGGCAUUCGGAUGUGUGUGGGGCGUCGUCUUGCAGAACAAGAACUUCAUACCUUGGUAGCUAGGACUUUUCACCAGUAUAAUCUCGACUGGAAACAUGAUGACCUUGAACGAGCCUACAAGUAUGUAUUUUCUCCAAAAGGACCAAUGAAGUUUACAUUCAUCGAGCGAAAAUAAUGAUAGAGUGAGAAAAUUUAAUAGCAACUUAAUGCUUAAAGGUCUAUACUGUCCUCAGUAUUUUACUAUUUAUAAUACAGUAUUACAGUACUGUAUACUGUGUAUGUAUAUAUUUAAAUUUAUAUGCCUAACCUUUAUGUACAGGUAUUUAUUGUAUGGUACAGGAAGGUAGUCCCAGGUCAACCGUUGUUGACGGUCAUCUUGUCCCCAGGUCGCUGGGUGGAUGUGUACAGUUGUCAGUUCCUUGAUCUUAACCAUUAAUGACUUAUUGUCUGUAUCAAUUACCAUAAGGAAUUUUUUGUUUAAUUUCUGGCUUGCAUUAUUAACGUACUCUAUUAUUUAUUUCUUGAUUCACAUUCCAGUACAGUAUUGCAAUAUAAAUUCACAGUAUAUUCUCUUAAAUCUAAGCAGUCAAAGUUGCUGAAAUGAUUUGCUUGAAUUCUUUACGCUUAGGUAACCUCAGAUUCUCAAAAAUGUAAAAUUAAGACAAAAUGCUGAAUAUAUUACAACUUUACUUGGCAUUUUUUCUUUAGUAAUUGUGCCAAAGAUAGAAUAUAUUGAUAGCAGGUUGUCUUGAAUUAAUAGUAAAAAUUUAUACAAUGAUCCAUUUACAAGUACUAUAUCAUAAAGCAUUGUAUGUUAUUUUUCUUAAUCUCAUCCUCUUUUCAAACUUAGUAACUAUAUGUACUGUUAAAGUAGCUGCUGUUUAUAAAUGUCCCAUAUUUGUCAAUUAUUUUUAAAUCUUUCAACAAAUCAAUAAAGUUCCUAUAUCUCAUUUAAUUUUAAGCAUUUUAUAAUUACAUCUGUUUAUUUUCUCCUAAAUCCUUCUAAGUUUUGCCCUCCAUAAAAGCUAUACAUUUAUUAAAUGCCUUCAACAAUUUAUAUGUUAUCGUACUUCUUGUUUAGUAUUAAGUGUCAACCUCAUCAAAUCUUAACUAUAUUAUCUUAAUAUAGUUAAGAUUUGAUGAGAAUAACUUAUCUUAAGUUAUUCUCGAAAUGCACUGCAUAUUGGUGGCUUUAUGCACUGAACCUGUUAUACCUAUGUAUUUAUUUCCAUUCAUCAUGUGUAAAUUUUUUUGUAAAUAAUAAUAAUAAUAAUUACUA
Messenger RNA from Procambarus clarkii (red swamp crayfish), 3080 nucleotides. Its product is annotated as probable cytochrome P450 49a1. NCBI's taxonomy places the organism in Eukaryota, Metazoa, Arthropoda, Malacostraca, Decapoda, Cambaridae. Gene Ontology annotation, molecular function: oxidoreductase activity, acting on paired donors, with incorporation or reduction of molecular oxygen; monooxygenase activity; heme binding. The record is from RefSeq and is a predicted model, not a curated record.